UCCCCAAUUGCCAUUGACCAAAUGUCCGAGAGUCAAUUUUAAUGUUACAGAUAUGAUCGCGACGAAUACAUUGAAGUACUUUUUGAUAAUCUCCGGCCUGACGUCGUUUCAGAAUAUCAAAAACAAAGCAGAGCAACUUUGGAGACUUAUGGGGAACCCUAUGAUUAUGGCUCAAUUAUGCAUUAUCAGGUGCGCGCAGGAACGAAAAAUGGAUUACCUGGCUUUCGAGUACUUCGGCGUUAUAAUGAGAACGCUAUUGGUAAUGCGAGAACUCCAAGCCGUAUAGACCUGCGUAAACUUAACAAACUCUACGGAUGCUCUCAAACCGACACGGAUGAUUCAAGCUCUGGUGAGUUUAACCCUUACACUCCACGCCCACCAACACAGCCACCGCCGCAUCCGAUUGACUAUGAUAGAAGUGAAGAAGCUACAGAUUGUGACAAGGGUUGUUGCUGUAGGUGUAAAUGCAAAGGUUAUAUCUGCCAAUGCAAUUGCCCUUGUAAAUGCCUUAACUAUGGUCGAAAUAACAAUCAUUGCAACUGCACAUGCAACCGGGCAACUUUUGUGCCAUCUCUUUAUAAUCAUCGAGUUGUUGCACAAGUUGCUAAGAGGAAAUGAAUCGAGAUUUAAAUAAAAUUGAUA
Messenger RNA from Meloidogyne enterolobii, 642 nucleotides. The record is from the annotation of a GenBank genome assembly. Lineage: Eukaryota; Metazoa; Nematoda; Chromadorea; Rhabditida; Meloidogynidae.